Molecule: messenger RNA, 1240 nt
Organism: Marmota flaviventris (yellow-bellied marmot)
Lineage: Eukaryota; Metazoa; Chordata; Mammalia; Rodentia; Sciuridae
Gene: Pex26
Product: peroxisomal biogenesis factor 26
Biological process (GO): protein import into peroxisome membrane; protein import into peroxisome matrix
Cellular component (GO): peroxisomal membrane; peroxisome
Molecular function (GO): protein-containing complex binding; ATPase binding
Source: RefSeq, a predicted model, not a curated record
GCUGCUGCCGGGCUCUGUUAGCCGGGAGAGCUCUCCGGAGUUAAUAAGGCCAGGUAUUCCAUAGAUGCAGCAAUUCUGCAAACCUGACGUGUAGACUGGUUCUCAGAGUGCCAGGCUGUUGGCGAGCUUUUGUCUUGCCCCCUCCUCUUCCUUCUCCAGAAUCGACCUUCGGACAGGUUGUGGGGAAGGGAAGGAAGACUUCCCCCUCCUCUCCCAGGCAGACCCAGGAUAUCGCGGAGUCUCGGGAGAGGCGGUCCUUCUGAUGUUUGAGGAGACAGGCUUUGAGCCGAGGCUGGCGAUGAAGAGCGACAUCUCGACCUCUGCAGCCCCUCUUAAGGGGCUCGGGGCCCCCUUGCGGAGCAGCGAGCCCGCGCGCUUGGUCCCGGCAGCGUCUCCCUCAGUGCAUCUGCUGGAGGAGGCUGCCGACCUCCUGGUGGUGCACCUAGACUUCCGCGCGGCACUGGAGACCUGCGAGCGGGCCUGGCAGAGCCUGGCCAACGACUCCUUGGCAGAAGAGCCCGCGGUCACCUACUUGGAGGUGAAAUGUUCUCUGUGUAUUGUGGGGAUCCAGGCCCUGGCAGAAAUGGAUCGGUGGCGGGAAGUCCUCUCCUGGGUCCUUCAAUAUUACCAGGUCCCUGAAAAGCUACCCCCGAAAAUCCUGGAGCUGUGUAUUCUUUUAUACAGCAAAAUGCAAGAGCCUGGAGCAGUGCUGAAUGUGGUCUGUUCCUGGCUUCAAGACCCAGACAACCAGCGCCUUCCAGAAUAUGGAGCUUUGUGUGAACUCCACCUACAGCGGGUGCUGCUGCCUCUGGGCCGCUUUUUGGAGGCUGAAAAGCUUGUGAUGGGCUCUGCAGCCUUUGGUGAGGAGCAGCGACUAAAAGUGCUCCAGACCAUUCAUGCAGCGAGGCAACAGCAGAAACGGGAACAUUCAAGCUCCCAGGAGGUCCAGAAACUAAACCAGGAAGGCUCAUUUUCCCACAAGUUCCUGUCACUACUGAUGCUGCUUCGUCGGCUUUGGGACUGUGCUCUGAGCUACUUUCUUUCUCUAUCCUUCAAGAAGAGCCUCCUUGCCACAUUGAUCCUUUGUCUCUUGGUGGUAAGGUUUGAUCCAGCGUCUCCUUCUUCCCUGCCCUUCCUCUACCAGCUGGCUCAGCUCUUCCACCGGAUCCGGAAGGCCAUGUUUGCUCGCCUCUACCAGCUUCCCCUCCAUGACUGAGUAGUCUUCCACCUGCACCCUGGC